ACUUCAGACAUUUGGUCAAUUGAAUAUUUAAUUUUCUAUUAUUAGAGAAAAUAUAGUUUGUUUAUUUAUAGCAAACAAUAUAAUGGCCAUACUUCACAGAGCACUGUUUACGUGGUUUAUAUUUUUAGUGUUCUUGAUACUACUGUGCCUGAGAUUAGAGUCAAGAACACACUGGAACUGGUUCAUAGUAUUCAUACCGAUGUGGGUCUAUGAUAGCAUUCUUCUUAUAUAUGUUUUGUUUCAUAUGAUAUCUCACUGCCGUAACGGUAUUGAAAGAUUUAGAGGUACAAUCAAUAAACAUGUGUGGUACAUAGCAGCAAUUGGACUUAAAAUGGCAGCGCAGAUCAUAAUCUGUAUCAAACUGGAGUAUACAAAAGGAAGUCUUCCAAUUUACGUCGUCAUGACUCCAAUUUGGAUGUUGUUACCUGUAUUGAGUGUAGAAGUUUUCAUGCAUUUAAUAAAACAUUCUAGUGGGAGUAGUAGAUACUAACAACAGU
Molecule: messenger RNA, 497 nt
Organism: Leguminivora glycinivorella
Lineage: Eukaryota; Metazoa; Arthropoda; Insecta; Lepidoptera; Tortricidae
Product: transmembrane protein 60
Exons: 1
Coding region: 83-490 (135 amino acids)
Source: RefSeq, a predicted model, not a curated record